Messenger RNA from Perkinsus marinus ATCC 50983, 247 nucleotides. RefSeq lists its product as hypothetical. The annotation marks the transcript as partial. The record is from RefSeq and is a predicted model, not a curated record. Lineage: Eukaryota; Perkinsozoa; Perkinsida; Perkinsidae. The transcript has a single exon.
AUGCCAAUAUGCGACUUCGAACCUGCGGGUUCUGCAGUGAAGGCCUCAAAACCUAAUGAUACUCAGAAUACCUUGAAUAUUGAUGGUGCUUCGAAAGCCUCAGAACGUCAUGGUGUUGCGAAGGCCUCAGGCUGUAAUGGUGUGACGGAGGCCUCAGACUGUGGUGGCGUUGCGGAGGCCUCAGACUUGAACGGUGGCGAGAGGGCCUCGUUCUUACGAGUUUGUCUGCGCAAGACACAGCGCUUCG